UGACAUUACAUAAUUGGCAGAAACUCGCGGAAAAGUUAUCAUAAUGUCUGCUGGGCGCGCGUACAGCCGUAGGUGAGCAAAUGAACGAUUUCGGUUUUUCACUUCCUGAUUUCAAUGGAAUAACCAAUGAACGGACAAUACACGCACCGAUUUCUUUCGGGAAUUAACCUCCACUGAACAAAAACGGAUUGACCGAAAAAGUUCGAACUUCAUGAUUACGCUCUAUUUAUCUCUUCACUCGACAAGAGGCAUCCAGCAUCCUGACAAUAUACACAGCAUUGGCAGACCCUUUGUUCUCAGCCGACCUUGUGACAGGUGUAGCAUUCUUACCCACAUCACCACAAUAGUUAAGAACAGUAAACUCCAGAGAUUCUGAGCCAAGGCACCGGUGCACCACACCAUCCACUACCAUGGCCAACCAGGACUUGACCAGCCCGUCCCAUGCCUUGUUUGAGCAGUUCGUCCAAGCCCAGACCUGUAAGGAGGUGCAGCGUACAUUCUCAGAGCUUUGCCACCACCUACAGGUGGAUCCCAGGGACUACCAGAGCUUCUACACCAAGCUCAAGGAGAGGCUCAACUACUGGAAGGCCAAGUCCCUCUGGGUCAAGCUGGACAAGCGGGCCCAACACCAAGACUACCAGCAAGGCGAAGUCUGUGCCAAAAACAAGUGCCUGGUGCUGGGUGCAGGGCCGUGUGGGCUCAGGACAGCCAUAGAGCUGGCUCUGCUGGGGGCUCAUGUGGUGGUACUAGAGAAGAGAGACUCUUUCUCCCGGAAUAACGUGCUGCACCUGUGGCCCUACACCAUCUAUGACCUGCGUGGGCUGGCUGCCAAGAAGUUCUACGGCAAAUUUUGCACGGGGGCUCUGGAUCACAUCAGCAUCCGUCAGCUCCAGCUGAUACUGCUGAAAGUGUGUCUUCUCUUGGGGGUGGAGGUUCAAACAGGGGUGGAAUUCAAAGGAUUUGUGGAGCCCUCAGGAGCCACAGGCUGGAUGGCAAAGCUAUUUCCUGACAAUCACCCUGCUGGGAAGUUCCAGUUUGAUGUCUUCAUAUAUGCAGGAGGAGGAAGCUUUGUCCCGUAUGGCUUCAAGAGGAAGGAGCUGCGAGGGAAGCUGGCCAUCGGCAUCACGUGUAACUUCAUCAACCGUCACACUGCAGCCGAGGCCCAGGUGGCAGAGAUCAGCGGUGUGGCACGUAUCUACAACCAGAAGUUCUUCCAGGACCUGCUCGCAGAGACGGGUAUUGAUCUGGAGAACAUAGUCUACUAUAAAGACGACACCCACUACUUUGUCAUGACUGCUAAGAAGAAGAGCCUGUUAAAGAUGGGGGUCAUUAAACAGGACUUUAGUGAUGCCGAUAAGCUUCUGGCCCAGGUAAAUGUGGACCAGGAGGCCUUGUUGCGUUACGCCUACGAUGCUGCCCAGUUCUCCACGGGCCACUGCCUGCCCGACAUGCAGUUUGCCCAGAACCACGCGGGCCAGCCUGACGUGGCCAUGUUCGACUUCACCUGCAUGCACCGAGCUGAGAACGCCUCGCUGGUCAGGGAGAGAAAGGGCAAGAAACUACUCAUGGGCCUGGUUGGAGACUGCCUGGUAGAGCCAUUUUGGCCUCUGGGAACAGGUAUUGCCCGUGGGUUCCUGGCUGCCUUCGACACAGCAUGGAUGGUUAGGAGCUGGGGCAAGGGAAGACCCCACAUGGAAGUCCUUGCUGAACGAGAGAGUCUCUACCAGCUCCUGUCCCAGACCACGCCAGAGAACACCAGUAAGAAAUAUAGCGCCUUCAGCAUAGACCCGGCUACACGCUACCAACACGUCAACCUCAACUCCGUCAAGGCCAUCCAGGUGAAACGCCUCUAUGACGUGGAAGAACGCCUUAAUCCUGGCCGACCCACCAAGAAGCCGAAAGGCAAGUGGUCUCACCUGCAACAAGAUUCGGUUGGAGCGUUUGAGGUGCUUUUGAAGUGGUGCCAGCAGCACACUGCAGGAUAUGACAGGGUGAAGGUGAACGAUCUGAACCAGUCCUGGAGGUCUGGCCUGGCCCUGUGUGCCCUCAUCAACACCUUCAGACCCCGUGUCAUUGACAUGUCCUCUCUGGAGGAGUCUAAUGCAGUCUACAAUAACCAGCUGGCCUUCAACUUCCUGGAGAGAGAGCUGGGCAUCCCUCCCAUAAUGUCAGCCAAUGAGAUGUCUUUCAAGGGACAGAUAGACAAGCUCUCCAUGGUGCACUACCUCACACAGAUCCACGAUGCGUUCAAUGAAAGGACACCUACUAAAGAACCUCAGAGCCUUCCCCUGAAGCCAUCCAAGACCCUGUCUUUUCGGGCUGCUGUGGUCUUCCUCAACAACCUCAAGCACAACUCUCUGCAGCGACGCAAGGAGAGACUGGCAAGCAAGAAAGAAGAAAAGGGGAUGAUGGGAGAGGAAAAGGAUCCUGUAGCUCCUCUCUCAGCCCCUAAGGUGACCCCUGACCCUGUGAACCCUGACCCUGAACUGAGCCUGACGCCAGGCAUCAGUAGCAAUGAGGAGUGUUACUUCUGUUGCCAGCGGGUCUAUGUUCUGGAGAGGAUCAGUACUGAGGGAAAGUUAUUCCACCGUAGCUGCUUCACCUGCCAUCAGUGCGGCACCACCCUUAGACUGGGCGGGUAUACCUUCAACCAGCACACUGGGAAGUUCUACUGUGAGCUGCACUCUGAACAACUAGAGAUGGAGAACGGGGAACAAUGCCCAUCCGUCCAGGAUACAAUAGAAGAUCACAAUGAGAAGGAGAGAGGUGUGAAUGGGAUCUCCAGUGAAGAGCACUCACCUUGUCCCUCUGAAGAUGAUGAUGAAGAGUACUCUCUAGACUUGGGUCUUCCUAAACCAAUCGCUCCUCAGGGUGAGGAACACCCCAGCAGCAAACAAUCUAAUCCUGUAGAGGAGCCCCAUAUCCCACCAAAUCCACCCAUAGACGUUUUCCUGAAGAAAGGGUUUAAUGCGUUUAAUGUGGAGGAAGAAAAGCAGGGGAAGGAGAGGGUCGAGGAUCCCCCCUCAUAUCCCCCGACCCCUGUCCCAAAACCUCGCCUGUCUUGUUCGGACAUCCCCAGCCCUCAGGCCUCCCCUCCUGUACCCAAACCACGCACCGUCCUCCCCACCCCAAAAAGGGACAUGUCACCGGCCCAUGUAGGGGAGAAGGGGUCACUCAGAGCAGCAGGAGAGAAAGGGACCCCCAAGGCAGCCCCAGACCCUGACUCCAGAGCGAAGCAGUCCCUGCGGAAGCUGCAGCUCACCGACAAGAAGAACCCGUUAGUCAACCUGAGCUUCAGCCUGGACUCUGACUCGGAGACACCUGGUUCUUCCUCCUGCUCCUCUUCAACAGCCACAGCAGGGGGUCCCAGCCCACCCAAACCUCCAGGUGCAGAUUGCCAGGAGGAGGAGGAGGGCUACUGGAUUGGGGGCCCGAGGCCGGCGGGACACAUCCGGGAGCUCAGGAACCGCCGCUGCUUCAGAAGGAAAGAGGAGCCUGAUGAGGGCCAGGGUCAACACGGCAGGGUACGCUCCAAGUUCUCCCCCUGGAACCUCUCCUCCCCUCGGCCGAGGAGGGACUACCGCUUCAGCGUCCUCAACAGCCACCCAGAAGUACACUAUCACCACAGUGUAUCCGAAGAUGGUGGUGCUGAUCAUGAUGAUGAUGAUGAUGAUGAUGAUGAUGAUGAUGAGUUGGAUAUGUUUGGAGUAGAUGGCAUGGAUUUAUAUGAUGAUAAGUUCCAGAUCAUCCCUUCAGACCCUGUGAAGGCUGAGAAGCUACAGCUGAUGAAGGUGAGGACUUUGAUGCGUCGGGCCAAGACAUCUGAGAUGCAGCGCUUCCACAAAGCCCAGUCUAUCCAGAGGCGACUGGAGGAGAUCGAGGUGACGUAUAAAGAGCUGGAGGAUAAAGGUGUGGUGCUGGAGCAGGUACUCAGAGGAGAGGAAGACAGCUGUGGUUCUCCUGGGAUGAUCGACCAGUGGGUCCAUCUGGUCCACCAGAAGAACACUCUGGUCUCUGAGGAGUCAGACCUUAUGGUGGCGUCUCGACAGCUAGAGCUGGAGGACAAACAGAGCACGCUAGAGAUGGAGCUGAGACAAUACGAGCUGGAUGAUUCUGAGAAGACUGUGGAGCAGCAGGCAGAAGAGGAGCGUGUGCUGCAGGAUAUGCUGGAGGUGGUGGACAUGAGGAACUCUCUGGUGGCCUUCCUGGACGAGAAGAGACUACAAGAGACGGAUACUGAUGAGCAGCAGUCCACCUCGCUGCUAGAGGUCAAGAGACACUCUACAGCCUCAGUGGGGGCACAGGUGUACUGGGCGUGAGAGUGACUUGGACUGUAAUAUACACUGACUAUACAAAACAUUAAGAACACCUCAGAACAGACUCAAUUUGUCGGUGCAUGGACUCUACAAGGUGUCAAAAGCGUUCCACAGGGAUGCUGGCUCAUGUUGACUCCAGUGAUUCCCACAGUUGUGUAAAAUUGGCUGGGUGGUGGAGCAUUGUUGAUACACACGGGAAACUGUUGAGCGUGAAAAACCCAGCAGCGUUGCGGUUCUUGACACACUCAAACCAGUGCGCCUGGCACCUACUACCAUACCCCGUUCAAAGGCACUUAAAUCUUUUGUCUUGCCCAUUCACCCUCUGAAUGGCACACAUAGACAAUCCAUGUCUCAAUUGUCUCAAGGCUUAAAAAUCCUUCUAUAACCUGUCUACUCCCCUUCAUCUACACUGACUGAAGUGGAUUUAACAAGUGACAUCAAUAAGGGAUCAUAGCUUUCACCUGGAUUCACCUGGUCAGACUGUCAUGGAAAGAGUUCCUAAUGUUUUGUACACUCCGUGUAUAUGCACACACACAUGUGCAGGUACACACACACACACACACACACACACACACACACACACACACACACACACACACACACACACACACACACACUCAUGAAUACAUGUGCAGUUACAUACACACUUAAAUAUAUUAGUAGAGACUUGCUGCUUACAGACACACCCAUAAUGUUGCAUUUGCGAAGCCAAAGAUGUAUUGGUGAAGGUAUUUCUCCACAAGUGUUGUGCUCAGUGUUGAGGCACAGUAUACUGACCAGAGGCAACGACACAGACCCUGGCCUGGAGAACUGGCUGUCCUUCCUGGCCUGUCCCCAUGGACAGUCCAUCCGCAGUCAAGGCAGUCCUGCUCCAGCAGCAGCCCCAGGAUAGAGAGACCACCACAGCCUGCUGAACUCACACCAACCUCACUGAGGACUUGCUGACAAUACAAAGCCAAGGACCCAAAGUCGCAUGUUCUUAACACAUUGUGGAGAUAUUAUAUUCUGUGGGUUGGACCUUAAUGUUUCAAAUGGAUUCAUGUUCAUUUAUUUUGGUAAACCUAAAUCAGCUAGUUCUGCUAAGCACAAAGGUAAUGAGAUUAUCGCAAUUCUACUUUUGUUCAAUGUAAUGACAAAAUUAGAUAUAAUACAAAAACAAUUGUAGUUUGAGAUUGGGCCAUAAGAAUGUGUUUUUGAAAUGUCCUUAUUUUCCAUGAAAACAUACAUGAAAUAAGUUGCAAAAUGAACAGGAAAUUUAGUCAAGGUGUUGACAAGGUUAUAAAUAAUGAUUUUUAAUUUCAA
Messenger RNA from Salmo salar (Atlantic salmon), 5618 nucleotides. RefSeq names its product F-actin-monooxygenase mical1. The record is from RefSeq and is a predicted model, not a curated record. Gene Ontology annotation, molecular function: protein binding. NCBI's taxonomy places the organism in Eukaryota, Metazoa, Chordata, Actinopteri, Salmoniformes, Salmonidae.